Molecule: messenger RNA, 1476 nt
Organism: Aspergillus heteromorphus CBS 117.55
Lineage: Eukaryota; Fungi; Ascomycota; Eurotiomycetes; Eurotiales; Aspergillaceae
Product: CAP domain-containing protein
Exons: 3
Coding region: 264-1352 (362 amino acids)
Cellular component (GO): extracellular region
Source: RefSeq, a predicted model, not a curated record
CUUUUGUCCAUACACGCUGGUUCAUCGUACAUACACCACACCCACACCACCCACCUUCCACACACAAACCUCGCUUCGGCCCCCAUCUUUUGCAGUCGAUCUGCCCAUCGCCAGAAUCCGUUCUCCAUACAUAUCCUCGCGGUUUUCGAGCUUGUUGAUCAAUUGGUCGCAUAAACUUCCCGGAGAAGUCGUUCUUAUCGGAUACAGUUGAACUGUGAACCCAUCUCGCGAGAUUCUUAGCAAAGAUAUCAACCCCGGCAAUCAUGCGUUACUCUUUGGCUCUGGGCGCUCUCUGCGCCGCUGGUGCCAUGGCCCACAACGUUGACAAGCGUGCCUACGUGACUGACUGGACUGUCGUCACCGAGACCAUCACCGUCACCGACUACCUCACCCCCACGGCCUAUGCCGACGUCGCCGAGAAGGAGGUUGUCGACACCACGACCGCCGCCGCUGCCGCCGUCGAGACCUCCAGCGUCGCCGCUGUCCCCGUUGUGUCGAGUACCUCGACCUCCUCCGUCGUCACCCCCGUCGCCGAGCCGACCACGUCCGUGGUUGCCGUCGAGCCUACCACCACGGUUCCCGCUGUGACGACGACGGCUGCGCCUGCGGCUGUGGUCGUCACCUCCGUCGUCAAUGAAGCUGCCGCCGCGGUCACUUCUGCUGCCGAUGAUAUUGCUGCUGCGGCUACCUCCGUCGUGGCUGAUACUGCGGCCGCGGCUACCUCCGUCGCGGAUGGUGCUGCUGAUUCUUAUGCGACCUCCUGGUCCACGGCUUGGACUUCGGCCUGGACUUCCUCCGCGACCGCUACGACGCUGGCGACCUCGACCUCGUCUAGCGCCACUUCGACCGCUACCAACGCUUACCAGUCCACUGUGCUGUUCAACCACAACAUUCACCGCAGCAACCACUCUGCCAGCUCUGUCGAGUGGUCCGCCGACCUGGAGACCAGCGCCUAUGCGCUGGCCGCGAAGUGUGUCUACGAGCACGACACGAGCAUUGACGGCGGUGGUUACGGCCAGAACAUCGGAUACGGUGUCGAGGCGUCCGCAAUUGGCGAAAUGAUCACCAACCUGAUGUACAACGACGAGAUGGGCUACUACACCGACCUGUACGGCGAGGCGGACCCGUCUAUGACCUACUUCGACAACUGGGGUCACUUCUCGCAGAUCGUGUGGAAGGCGACCACCCACGUGGGUUGCGCUACGGUCACUUGCGCCAGCCUCGGCAAUGUCGAUGCCGCCGAGGCCCUGCCGUUCACUGUUUGCAACUACAGCCCAGCCGGAAACUACGAGGGCGAGUACGGUACCAAUGUCGGCGAGCCCCUUGGACAAGCCGUUUACGUUGCCUCCUAAAUGCCGAGAGAUGCUUUCGCCUGACUGUGUCUGGAGACUGUCGCCGUUGCACCACGAUCAAGAAGCGUCGGUCCCUCAAAGCCCGAGGGCUCAAGUUUCCGAGUUGUUUUGAUUGGGACUGGGG